AUGGCUCGCGACAUAGUUAAAGCGGCCAAGUCGGCAUCAAAUGUGAUAGCUGUUCACAAGAAAUACACUGUUCAGUCGACUGGCGUAUGGGAGCGUAUCCGUCGCCUUCUGUCCAUUGAUCCUAGUCGCUCUACUGGCGUUCCAUUGAACUCCCAAUUCCGCCUGCCGGCUCCAGGAUCUCUUCCACCUCUGUCCUAUGACGACCCUAUCACAGUUCCAGCGGGUGACAUCGCCGAUAACCCUUACUGGAAGCGCGAUGCUCGGAGAAACUAUCCUAGACUCAGUACGGUGAAUCAGGCCGACGUUGUUGGUCUUCUUACCGUAGGCAGUGAGGCAGCACCAAAGGAAGUUUUGGAGCUUGGUGAAGCAGGUGAAAGACAGCUGGUAUCGGUCAAGCAACAGGGAGAGGAGCGCGGCCUUGCCGGGCUUUUCGAGAAAGAUAAGGAGGGGGCUAGAGGUGUCUUGAAUGCAAAUGGUUUGCCACCCUUGCCUUGCAGCUUGAAUUCUUCGGCUUCCAAAUAUCAGCUGGAUCAUCAGCAUGGCUAUCCUGGAGUGUAA
Aspergillus brunneoviolaceus CBS 621.78 is the source of this 558-nucleotide messenger RNA. RefSeq names its product putative NADH-ubiquinone oxidoreductase 21 kDa subunit. The coding region runs from base 1 to 558 and encodes 185 amino acids. The transcript is spliced from 2 exons. The record is from RefSeq and is a predicted model, not a curated record. NCBI's taxonomy places the organism in Eukaryota, Fungi, Ascomycota, Eurotiomycetes, Eurotiales, Aspergillaceae.